Oncorhynchus mykiss (rainbow trout) is the source of this 9409-nucleotide messenger RNA. The record is from RefSeq and is a predicted model, not a curated record. NCBI's taxonomy places the organism in Eukaryota, Metazoa, Chordata, Actinopteri, Salmoniformes, Salmonidae.
CAUCCAGAAUGGGUUCAGUGUGAGGCGUUUCGAACUCCGGGAAACAAAUUGGUUGGCCAUUUCCAUAUUGACUUUUUGGUUCUGCUCAUCGCUCCUCUGUUUACGGUUGUGGACAACAAUCCUAGAAUAUGAUGGUGCUUUGCCACUGAAAAUGUAAGGAGGAUGAGAACCCUCCAGACGGGAUAAGAACAUUUGAGACCGUCAGAUUUACAAGAGGUUGAAAAGGGGCUUAUAUUUGUUAGAUAGCUACCAAAUUUGCCAACAUUGGUUUCAAUUGACGCUUUUGCUAGCUAGUACGUGGCUAUUUAGCUAGCCAACGAACGUCGUAGCUAGCUACCAGCUAGUGACUGACCAGUGAUAUCUGAGUAUAGUUAGCUAGCUCGCUACUCGAAUCUGUGAGCCAGUUCCAGCUUUCCAUCUAACCCGCUAGCUAUAUCGGUUCCUUCAAACUUUUUUUUGUGUCAGCCAACGUUCGGUAACGACGUUAGCAUAUCAGUCUGGCCCUGCGAGCUAACCUAGCUAGUGAAGUGUAGCUAUCAGAUUUUCCAGACUAGACAAGACAGCGUUAGCUGGCAUAUGUUAUUUAAUAGCUAUUGAAUAGUGCCAUGAUUGCACUUCUUUAGCAAACAAGACAUAACGUGACAUUAAGCUCGAGGCACCUGCAUGACAGGUAUCUCCGGGAUCCAAAGAGGAGCUGAACUGUCUUAAUUUCCCACCGUGAGGCAUUGAAAUCAAAAUAACCAGCCCCAUGACCACACAUUGGGUGUGAACGAGGGGUCAACAUCAGGACAAAUGUCUCUCCUGCUGAUCGUCAUACUAGCACUUCUCCUGUUCCUGCUCCUAUCUGUUCUACUCUUCAGAUGGUUAAUAUGCAGCCUGGCGGUACGGUUCUUCCACAACACACUGAAUGCUGAGCUGAAGAUCAAAUCAGUAGGGCUCUUUUCAGUGCAUGGAAUAAGUAUCCAGUUUCAGCCCCAGCACACUCUGGAAAUAGACAGGAUAUGGAUUUCAAGCAAACUUUUAAACCAGAACCUGCCGAGGUGCCUGGCUUUGUGUGUGGGCGAGUCCAGAGUGAGAGUGGACUUGCAGCAGCCUCUAAGACCUCGGGCGCCUAAGAGCCGUGAUGGAGGAGAGUCAGGGAAGGUUCCCCUUAGCCCUGCAGCCCUGCGGUUCCUCUCCCAGCUGCUGUCUUUCCAUAUUGACUCCAUCAAUGUGAUGGUGCUAAACCUAGCCCUGUCAGAGUCUUUAUGGUACAUGACCACCUCAAGUAUCGACUUACUGCUCGACCACCAGGGCAAAAGGUUGGCCUGGGACUUUUCUGUUGGACAGCUAAGCAGUAAAGUGCUUAAAAGCAGUCGAUUGCAGGAUACAUGUCUGGCAGAGGUGUCCCUGAGCCUGGUGCUGUCUGGGGAUGUCAGCCUGCCAGAGCUGCGUCCAGGCCGACUGGCCCUGUGUGUGAGAACACUGCUUGCUGAGCUGCACGAGGGCCUGUUCCUCAGCCAGCUGCUGCUUCCACCUCCUCCUCUGGAGAGCACUCUCUCUGCAGACGAAUGUGAAAAGGACGAGUAUAUCCAGACUGAAGCAGUGGAGCAGUUUCAUCAGCUGGUGCCCCAGAAGGUCAACAUGGAGUUUGAGAAUACUAGUAUAACCCUGUCCAUGCACAGCCAGAAAAGACACUUGAACUGGACCCUAAAGUCUCUGAAGGUGGGAUACGGACGUGAGGACGAGCAGCUGCCCCUCAGGAGCUUCACCCCUGAGAUGAGCUUCCCUCAGAGCAGCCUGGAGCUACUUCUGGAGGAUGGGCUUCUCCUCUCCCAGAGCAGACAGAGAAUCCUUUGCCUUAACACCCUCAGGACUGUCCUGCAGGUGACAUCAGUGGACAUUUCAGGGUCAGUCACAGUCAACACCUGCAUCAUCCACUACCGUCACCAGGAGUUCUCCCAUUGGCUAGACCUGUUUCCAUGGAAACAGCUUAUUCAUAGGAAAGAAGCUCAUAGAAAGAGUCCAGUGGAGUAUUUGCAUACCCUCCCGUCCUACAGGAACUUCCCCCAUCUGGACGCCCCAGUGAUGAUCAGCUCCUCUGUGUCCAAUGUCAACGUUUCUGUCCAGCUGGGAGACACUCCUCCCUUUGCCCUGGGCUUCAUCUCAGUCAGCUCAGAGAUGCAGCACCUCCUGGACAUCAGCACAAACGCAGAGAGCCUCAAGUUCCAGAAUGUUCACCGCCGCCUCGCUCUGUCCCUGGACCACUUCUGGUGGAGGGUAGGCCAGGGGUCCCACAUCCAGCAGGCCCCCCACCCCCCUGGCAAACAUGUGUGGGGGGAAGCCCUCAUCCUGGACUCCCUUACACUGCAGGUAACGCAGGCAUACAACAAGGGGAGCUUCAACAAGCCCCAGAGUGAGUCCAGUAGUCAUUCUGAGAGUGUGAGUGUGGAGUCCAAUCUGAAGGGCCUACAGCUGGAGGUGUCCGAGACCUGUGCCUUGUGCCUGUCCCGCCUAUUGGCCCUCUGUAACCUUGCCAAUGGCAGGAAGCUGGAGGCCUCAGAGCAGCCAGAUGUGGUGCCUGUUCCUGCCCUUGUUGAUGGGACAACCUCCCCCAGUCAGGGCGCCUUUUAUUUUAAGAUUGAGUGUAACCUGGAGGAUGUCAAUGUGUUCACACUCUCUAAUGUAGCAGGAGCUGUGUCUUUGCGGGUGGACAAAGUGAAGGCCCAAGGCUCGGCGGAAAGCUCCACAUUGUCUGUCCAGGGUGUACGUCUAUGUGUAGUGAAGGCUCUCACAGAGACCAUGGAGCCCUGCUGUCCCUCAGCCCAAACCCCCAACCCUGUCCUCAGCCUCUCCACCCUGGCCAUCUGCUACCACGUCGCCACCGGGAACGUGGAGGUCCAGUGUGAAGAGGAGCUGGCAGUGCAGUGGACGCCAUCAGACCACAUGUUUUUAUAUCACCACGUGACAGAGAGCCAGGGUUGCUGGGAUACUCUGUGUGAUUCUCUAGGCCUGACAGAGAGAAGAAAUGACGAGAGUUUAGCAGAUCCUCCAGAGAGUGGAUCUACUAAGACUUCUCCAGCCCACAGUACGGUCAAGGACCUGUCUGUGCGUGUAGAACUGGGCAGAACCCGCUUCACAGCCCAGGUGACAGAGCACAACUACCUCCUGCUGCACACAGACGCCCUGUCCCUCUCCACUCACUCCGGCUCCAUGAACGUCCGCUCUCCACACAUGUUUCUCAACUUCGACGGCAACGACAUAUUCUCCUUCAAGGGCCUGGAGGUCCAGACGCACCCUGAUCAGGCCCUGGACCAACGCCACCUCUUUCCCUUCCUCUCCACCCGACACAACCGUGCCUGGGUGGUCACCUGCCCCUGCCUGGCUGUGGAGUUCCCCUACCAGUACAACUUCUCCAACACCUUUGACAAGUUCAUCAGCGUUCAGAAGUGGCUCAAGUCCUUGCACAGCAGCCCUGGUCAGACCCCAGGCCCCCAGCGCCUGCCCCCAGACCUGGUCUUCAAGAUCAGCCAGUUCUCUUUCGUCUUCCUGGAUGACGUUUUUGAGAUCAAGCUGAGGGACAACUACGAGCUGAUGAAGGAUGAGAGCAAGGAGAGCUCCAAGAGGCUCCAGCUGCUGGACAAGAAGGUGGCUGACCUACGGAAGCAGCACGGAGAACUGCUGCCUGCCAGGAAGAUAGAAGAGCUGUAUACGUCGCUAGAGCGCAAACACAUAGAGAUCUACAUCCAGCGCUCCCGUCGCCUCUACUCCAACACGCCCAUGAGGAAGUCUCUGCUGACCUGGACGGUGUCCGACUUGGAGCUGGUGUCCCUGGCCGACCAGUCCUUCCAUGGGCCGGAGCGCGUCCGCGAGCAUCUGAGGGACAUCGACGGAGUCAGCCCCUUCCCCAGAGACGGGCUCCCCCUAGUGGUCCAGUGGUGCCGGGCAGUCACGUUCAACCUCACUGCCUUCCUAGUGAGAAUCCGGGACUAUCCUCGUUACUUGUUUGAGAUCCGGGACUGGGAGCUGUCAGGCCGCUUGAUCGGGACAGAGCAGGACGGGCAGGGCCGGGCUCGCCGAAGGCAGACUGUGCCACUUGGCCAGCCAUGGGGCGACAUAACCGUCCACAGGAACAUGCCACCACUCAAGUUCUACUGCGAUUUUAAAUCCAAUAUAUCCUUGUACACUAUAGUGUGGGGGCCUUGCUGGGACCCAGCUUGGACCCUGAUUGGCCAGGUGGUUGAUCUGCUGACCAAACCCACGGUUGACCCCUCCCCUCCUCUGGCCUGGUGGGACAAGAGUCGUCUGCUGGUACAUGGACGCUGGAUCAUGGACAUAGAACAGGCCAACCUCCAUCAGCUGGCCACGGAGGACCCCUAUAACACUACAGAGAACAUGCACUGGGAAUGGAACAAAGUCAACUACGAGUGGACUCCUGGGCAGUUUGUCUUCAAAGGUGACAUGGAUGUCAACGUCAGGACAGCCUCCAAGUAUGAUGACAUCUGUUUCCUGCACCUGCCAAAUCUGUGCAUGACCCUUGACCUCCAGUGGCUUUGUCAUGGCAACCCCCAUGACCAUCACGCUGUAAUGCUCUGCUGUGCAGAGAAUGUAGCUGAUGUGACAUCAGGACAACCUCACGACUCCUUCAGAGCCUUCCGCUCAGAGAACCUCAACCUCUCCAUCACCAUGGACCUCAACCAACACUGUGGCACCGAGCCGUGCCAGCCCAGAAUCCUCCUGUACAGCAGUACCCUGCGCUGGAUGCAGAACUUCUGGGCCACCUGGACCAGCGUUUCCAGACCCAUCUGCAGAGGCAAGAUCUUCCACAGCCUCAGACCCAUCCGAAAGAAGCUGGGCCAGCACUACAAACAGAUGUCCUAUACAGCAGCCUUUCCUCAACUACAAGUGCAUUACUGGGCCUCCUUUGCUCAGCAGAGGGGCAUCCAGGUGGAAUGCAGCAAAGGCCACGUCUUCACCAGAGGGGCUCAGAGACUCAUCCCACAGGCGGGCACGGUGAUGAGGAGGCUGAUCUCUGAGUGGAACGUGACCCAGAUGGUGUCAGAGCUGUCCCUGAUGACGGUGCACCUCAUGGCCUCCACCUGGGACGAGACGGCUGACCACCAGAUCAACGCCCAGGUGAAGAAGACCCACCUGCUCGGCCUGUCCUCCCUCAGUUACCAGCGCCAGAGCAACCGUAUGGAGGAGGAGGGGAACCCAAAAGAUGAGGCGAAUGCCCCCUACACCCACAAGCUGUGCCUGGUUGACCUGCGAGCCUCCUGGACCACCACUAACAGGAACAUAGCGUUCGGUCUGUACGACGGCUACAAGAAGGCAGCCGUUCUCAAGAGGAACCUCUCCACAGAGGCUCUGAAGGGCCUGAGGAUAGACACUACACUGCAAGCUGCCAAGAAGCUCAAGCGCUCUUUGUCCAACUACUCCGGCGGCCCCAGCACGGCCCCCUCCACCCCAACCAUGCCCAGCACCAGCCGCCCUGAGAAGAGCCAGCACGAAGGGACGUCCAUGCUGCAGAAGCUGAUUGAGGAGACUGAUAAGUUUGUGGUGUUCUCAGAGGAGGACUCUGGUGUCAGUGAUCAACUGUGUGGUAUCGCUGCCUGCCAGACAGACGACGUCUACAAUCGCAACUGGUUCAUCGAGCUGGUCAACUGUCAGAUGAUGCUGCGUGGCACAGAGACAGCUGGCUGCGUGCUGGUGUCUGCUGCCAAGGCUCAGCUGCUGCAGUGUGAGCACCACCCGGCCUGGUACAGCGACACCCUCAAGCAGAAGACCACCUGGACCUGUCUGCUUGACGGCAUGCAGUACUUUGCCACCAUGGAGCCCAACCCCUCAGAGCAGGAGGACUGGCAGUUGUGGCUUGAGGUGAAAAACAUUGAGGAGCACAGGCAGCGUCACCUGGACUCAGUGCUGGAGCUGAUGGAGAGUGGCCAGGCUGUUGGAGGCAUGGUCAGCACCACAACAGACUGGAACCAGCCGGCCCAGGUGAAUGACACUCAGCAGGUCCAGCGUAUCAUCUCUCGUUGCAGCUGUCGCAUGUAUUACAUCGGCUACAGCCACGACAUCGACCCUGAGCUGGCCACGCAGAUCAAACCUCCAGAGAUACGGCGCAACGAGAAGGAAGACCUGCUGAAAAAACAAGCUGGGGCUGUGGACACCUUCACCCUCAUUCACCAUGACCUGGAGAUCUCCACCAACCCUGUGCAGUAUGCUAUGAUCCUGGACAUCGUCAACAACCUACUGCUGCACGUUGAGCCCAAACGCAAGGAGCACAGUGAGAAGAAGCAGCGCGUGCGUUUCCAGCUGGAGAUCUCUAGUAACCCAGAGGAGCAGCGCAGCAGCAUUCUACACCUGCAGGAGGCCGUAAGGCAGCACGUGGCCCAGAUCAGACGCCUGGAGAAACAGAUCUACUCCAAUAUCAGGGCCCAGCCUGAGGAUCUGAGAGGAGAUGAGCUGUCAGAGAUCAACGUGAGGCUUCAGAACCAGCUCAAUCAGGAGAAGACUGACAUGCAGAUGAAGAGUGAGGAGCUCAACAUCCUCAUCAGAUGUUUUAAAGACUUCCAGCUGCAGAGGACCAAUAAGCUGGAGCUGCGUAAGCCGCCGGAGGACGUGAGUGUGGUUCGCAGGACAGAGAUCUGCUUUGCCCAGGCCCGCUGGUGUCUCACUGAGGAGGAUGGACAGCUGGGCAUCGCUGAGCUGGAGCUGCAGAGGUUCAUGUACAGCAAGCUGAACAAGUCAGAUGACACAGCAGAGCAUCUCCUGGAACUGGGCUGGUUCACCAUGAACAACCUGCUCCCCAACGCUGCAUACAAGCAUGUGAGGGUGGUGUUGCGUCCUCAGAGCCCGUGUCAGUCUGGCCGUCAGUUUGCCCUGCGCAUCUUCAGUAAGGUCCGCCCCCCAGUGGGAGGCAUCUCAGUCAAGGAGCACUUUGAGGUGAACGUGGUUCCUCUCACCAUCCAGCUCAUGUACCAGUUCUUCAAAAGGAUGAUGGGAUUCUUCUUCCCAGGAAGGAAUGUGGAGGAGGAGGAAGUUGCUGAUGAGGAGGACAAGUCCCGAAUGGUCACUACUGGCAUGCCUGUCAUCAAGCCUCGGCAGCUCUCGGAAGACACCAUGGGGGUCAUGGGCCCCAGCAAAGGGGUCACCCAGGGCUUGAACCGUACCUCUGGGGUCAGGAGGUCCUUCCGAAAAGCUGUUGAGCAUCCUGUAGAUGACAUCGACAAGAUGAAGGAGAGAGCAGCCAUGAAUAACUCCUUCAUCUACAUCAAGAUCCCCCAGGUUCCCCUGUGUGUCAGCUAUAAGGGAGAGAAAAGCAGUGUUGACUGGAAGGAUCUGAACCUGGUUCUACCUUGUCUGGAGUACCACAACAACACGUGGACCUGGCUGGACUUUGCCAUGGCUGUUAAGAGGGACAGCAGGAAAGCACUGGUAGCACAGAUGAUAAAGGAGAAGCUGCGUCUGAAGCCGGCGUCGGGCUCUGACUCUCGGAGCAAGGCGUUUGAGGGGAAGUCAGACAGUAGCAUGCAGCAGCAGCAGGAGGAGGAUGAGAAGGCCCGACUCCUCAUCGGUCUCAGCAGCUCAGACAAGAGUUCCAGCAAGAAGAGCAUCUUCAGCCGACGCAAGUGACCCAUAGGCCCACAUACACUCCCACUGAACCAGUACUGUACUGGACCACUGCGCUCUAGUCUAUGGAAGUGUCCCAAAUGGCACCCUAUACCCCACAUAGUGAACUACAUUCAAACAGGGCCCUAUGGUUCCUGGUCAGAAGUAGUGUAGUGUACUGUAUAGAGAAUAGGGUGCCAUUUGGGAUGCAGUCUAUGGUAGCUACAGUAGCACACGCCCAGGGAAUCAUGGAGAGGUCAAUGUCUUUACUAGCGUAUUAUCUGAUGACACUUGACCUGGUUGAAUACUGUAUGCUCUGGUGUGAAGAUAGAGGUAGCAGGUCAUUAUGGGGAACAGAGACUGAUAAUAUAACACACCCUGUUCUUUCUUACCUGGAGGGGGACAAACUACGGCCUGCGAGCCAAGUCCGGCACGCCAGCCAAUUAAAUAUGGCCCACGAUGGCUGAAAUUAUUAUUUUAGGAUAAACUACUCCAGUCCAUAUUUGAACAUACAAAACUAUAUAGAAAGUAUGUAAUAAUUAUCUCUCAACUGCUGUCCAAUGAAGCAUGCAUUUUCAUGUAUGACCAGGGCCCAUAUUCAAUGUGUCUGAGUAGGGGUGCUGAUCUAGGAUCAAAUCCCCUCCUGUCCAUAUAAUUGUAUUUGUUAUGAUCUAAAAGUAACAACUGAUCCUAGAUCAGCACUCUUUUUCUAAGAGGUGUUAUGGAUACAUACGGGGCCCACUUCUCUGCUAAAAACAUGCCAGGGUCUUAUUGACCAAAUGUAUCUUUUGUUUUCUUGUUUUUGUUUUUUGUGCCAUACAUUAAACAUUUAAUUUUCAUUCAAUGCAUCACACAUGGUCCUGAACUUUCAGAAUCAGCAGCCUAUACUUGUUGCAUUAAUAGCAUGACUGGGUGAUGGGUAUUUUAUUUUAGUUUCACUGUCUGCUCAUUUCCCCUGUAAAUCAAUUAGAACAUUUCAUAGUUUAUAUGUGACUGUCUCAAAUUGCACCCUCUUCCCUAUAUAGUUCACUACUUUAGAGGAUAGGAUGCUGAAGUAGUGCACUUUAUAUUGGAUAGGAUGCCAUUUAAGAUGCAGCUAAUGUGAUUUGUUGAGAGCAUUGUUACCUGCUGGUUCAGGAAUACUGUAUCCUCAAGCAAAUGUAAAUCAGGUAGAUUGUAAAACAUUUUAAUCUCAAAUGAAAGCACCUUGACAACCAUAGAAAUGCUGUCUGUUGCAACAGUUAGAAAUGCCUGAUUCACUAGUACAGGGGGAGAUAUAUUCUAGCCUUGUACUUUUAUUAUAUUGUUGGAAUUUUACUCAAGUCUGUAUCAUACUGUCACACUGACUGGGAAGUGCUUCCCUGUAAAAGAUCACAAAUAUAUAAUUUGGUACCCUGCAUGAGACUUCUCCAACAACAUAUAUGCCACAGCAGACGUACGUUUUAUACCGCAGUUCCUAAACAUAUCUGUGCGGAAAUAUGUUCUUGUUUUCUAUUUUAUGGCAGUUGUUCUGUCAGCUUUGAUAGUCUCUGCAAAAAUAAUUUUGUUGCAGCUUGUCUUGAUAAUGUUUUGAAAUUUUAACACUACAGCACUUUUUAAGCAAAGUAUUUUCAGAUAUUUUUGUAACCAUGGUUAUUUCUUUUCAAUCACAACUGUACCUACACCUACUGAGUUUGUUAUUCAGUUACAGCUUCCUUAAAGUGCAAGAUGUCAAAUAUUUCUGUCAAAAUAUUUCAAGAAAAAUGGAUUAUACCUCAAUGUAAUGAGCACCAUAUAUGUAACUAUAAAUGUUUGUCAAUAAAAUAGUUGUUCUAAUGUC